AUGGCUGGGAACAACACAGGCGAGGGGAUCGAGCUGUACGACUCCGCCAUGACGGUGCCUUCGGACUCUGAAAACUACUCCGCCCACAACGAGCUUUCUUCCUCGCCACCCUCAACAUCAAGCUCUCCUCUGAUCCUAUACAAGCCCCCGACAUUCUGGGGCCUACUACGCGGCGCCGCGAUCAACGUGCUCCUUCCUUUUGUCAACGGACUCAUGCUCGGCUUGGGCGAGCUCCUUGCACAUGAAGCUGCUUUCCGUCUAGGCUGGUCUGGCACAAAGGUUUUCCCAACUUGGAGACGCACUGCGCCUGCCGGUCCCGGUAUUGAGUUGAGAGAAGUCCGAGACCGAAGGAGGAACCCCCAUGCCAAUGUGGAGGAUGCGGCGGCCUUGGAGUAG
Talaromyces rugulosus is the source of this 396-nucleotide messenger RNA. RefSeq lists its product as uncharacterized. Bases 1 to 396 code for a protein of 131 amino acids. Gene Ontology annotation, cellular component: mitochondrial outer membrane. The record is from RefSeq and is a predicted model, not a curated record. The transcript is spliced from 2 exons. Lineage: Eukaryota; Fungi; Ascomycota; Eurotiomycetes; Eurotiales; Trichocomaceae. Gene Ontology annotation, biological process: protein insertion into mitochondrial outer membrane; mitochondrial outer membrane translocase complex assembly.